Messenger RNA from Lagopus leucura (white-tailed ptarmigan), 614 nucleotides. It is a transcript of the gene ID1, whose product is annotated as inhibitor of DNA binding 1, HLH protein. NCBI's taxonomy places the organism in Eukaryota, Metazoa, Chordata, Aves, Galliformes, Phasianidae. Gene Ontology annotation, cellular component: nucleus; cytoplasm. Gene Ontology annotation, molecular function: protein dimerization activity; transcription regulator activity. Bases 32 to 388 code for a protein of 118 amino acids. Gene Ontology annotation, biological process: negative regulation of transcription by RNA polymerase II; cell differentiation; circadian regulation of gene expression. The record is from RefSeq and is a predicted model, not a curated record. The transcript is spliced from 2 exons.
CGCCCGCAGGGUCCCAUCGCCGCUACUCGACAUGAAGGUCGCUGCUGCCGUUCCUUCGCCGCUGCCCGCCGGUCCCGGUGGGGCACUGAAAGCCAUGCGGCCCGGGGAAGCCGCCCGCUGUGGGCCGGGCCCGGGAGCUGUAGCUGCUGAGCAGGCGGCCGCCGCGCUGCUGUAUGACAUGAAGGGCUGUUACUCGCGUCUUCGGGCGCUGGUGCCCACCUUGCCGCGGCACCGAAGGGUCUCUAAAGUGGAGCUCCUGCAGCAUGUGAUCGACUACAUCUGGGACCUGCAGCUGGCGCUGCAGCCCGGCCCUCCUCGGCCCCCCGCUGCUGCUGAGCCUCCCGAGGCUCCGUGCAUGGCCGCUGCCGACCGCAUACUGUGCCGCUGAGAGAGACCUCCACGGACCCGAACGGGGCCCCCCGCGCACGGACCGGACCGGCAACUGUGGGUUGUGCCGAAGUGCACGGAAUGGCCGCCCCUACGGAGCCGAUGGCCGCGGCUCGUAACCUUCUCAGAUUGCUGAGAGCAUUCCCUGUAUUGUAUAUUACAAUGAUGCUGGAGAAUAUUGUUCUACAAUAGCUGGAGUUUUGUUAUUAAACAAGCCCUGAUUACCA